Messenger RNA from Acomys russatus (golden spiny mouse), 959 nucleotides. RefSeq names its product acrosomal vesicle protein 1 (gene Acrv1). The record is from RefSeq and is a predicted model, not a curated record. NCBI's taxonomy places the organism in Eukaryota, Metazoa, Chordata, Mammalia, Rodentia, Muridae. Bases 80 to 883 code for a protein of 267 amino acids. The transcript has 4 exons.
UUCAACACUGGGAGUGUCUGCUCAGUUUCUUCUUAGCUCUUUAGUGUGCCACACUAGAGCUCUCUUUUCCUAAAUCAAAAUGAAGUUAAUCUUACUGAGUCUUUAUCUGCUUGCAUCUGUCAGAGGAGCACCACCUGGUCAGCCUGAUAACCUUCUUGACUCUGUAGACAACCAAGGUUCUGUUCAGCAACUUUCAAGUGAGUAUUUCUCACUUGCAAACCCUUCAGAUAGCGAGGCUUUAUAUGAAACUCCCUCGAGUGAGAAAGCUCUGACUGAUCAUAGUUCAAGUGACCAUGAGUCAAGUGAGCAUGCUACAGGUGAACACGCUUCGGGUGAACACACUUCAGGUGAACACGCUUCGGGUGAACAUGCUUCGGGUGAGCACACUUCAGGAGAACAGACUUCAGAACACAUUUCGGGUGAGCACAUCACAAGCGAGCACACUUCCGGCGAGCACACUUCCGGCGAGCACACUUCCAGCGAACACACUUCAGGUGAACAAUCUUCAAGUGAAUCGAGUGAACAGCCUUCAGAAUCAUCUUCAGUUGAACAAGUUUCAGGUGAAAAGACUGAGGAGUUGGACGAACAGACUUCUGCUGAUGGGAGUUCAAGCACACCAUUUCCAAGCACAUCUUCAAGCAUAGCAAUAAAUUGCCACACAUGUACAUAUAUGAAUGAUGAUGGAAAAUGUCUCCGUGGAGAAGGAGUAUGCACCACUCAAAAUUCCCAGCAGUGCAUGUUAAAGAAGAUCUUUGAAGGCGGAAAACUCCAGUUCAUGGUUCAAGGGUGUGAGAACAUGUGCCCAUCUAUGAACCUCUUCUCUCAUGGAACAAGAAUGCAAAUUAUAUGCUGUCGGAAUGAACCUCUCUGCAACAAGACCUAACAGCCGGUGCCCCCCAUGUCUUGCUCUGACUCAGGCUGCUUCACCACUCUUUGCUCAAUUCGUAUUCAGCUUCAAC